Molecule: messenger RNA, 1881 nt
Organism: Salvia miltiorrhiza (redroot sage)
Lineage: Eukaryota; Viridiplantae; Streptophyta; Magnoliopsida; Lamiales; Lamiaceae
Product: cytochrome P450 71D95-like
Exons: 2
Coding region: 82-1632 (516 amino acids)
Molecular function (GO): iron ion binding; heme binding; oxidoreductase activity, acting on paired donors, with incorporation or reduction of molecular oxygen
Source: RefSeq, a predicted model, not a curated record
UUUGAUAACUCGAUCAAAACAAAUAACAAGCAAUAAUGAAGCAACACAAAUAAUAAGAAUCACAAGACCCUCUCUCUUGAAAUGGAGAUUACAAUUAUCCAAUUAGCCUUGACUAUAACCACCCUCCUCCUUCUGACACGUGUCACUCUCUUAUUCAUCAAUCCAUGGAAAUCAAAGCCACCACCCAAUCCCAAGCACCACCACCACCACCACCACCGGCCGCCGCCGCCGCCUAGCCCGCCGCAGCUCCCCGUGAUCGGCCACCUCCACCACCUCGUAGGCAAGCUGCCGCACCGUGCCCUCGCGGAACUCUCCCGGAGACACGGCCCCGUCCUCCUCCUCCGCCUCGGCCAAGUCCCGGCGGUGGUAAUCUCGUCGGCGGCGGCGGCGAGGCAGGCCCUGAAAACCCAGGACCCCGCCUGCGCCGACCGCCCCGAAAGCAUCGGCACGAGGAUCAUGUGGUACGACCACGCCGACCUCGCCUUCAGCCCCUACGGCGAGCACUGGCGGCAGAUGCGGAGGAUAUGCGUGCUCGAGCUCCUCAGCAGCCGCAACGUCCGCUCCUUCGCCGUCGUGCGCGGCCUCGAGGUCGCCCGCCUCGUCGGCUCGCUCCGGGCCUCGGCCGGCGGGGCGGUGGACCUCACGGCGGCGGUGUUCGCCGCGACGAGCGCCACCUCGUGCCGCGCGGCGUUCGGGAAGGUGGUGGGGGGCCGCGACGCGCUGGUCGGGAUGAUUAGGGAGGCGGUGGGCAUGGCCAGCGGGUUCGAGGUGGCCGACCUGUUUCCCUCGUCGAAGUUGCUGAGCGUGCUGUGCUGGAACAGGUACAGGCUGCUGAGGAUGCGGCGGAGGGUUGAUAGGAUUCUGGACGUGAUCGUGGAGGAGCACCGCCGCAAGAAGAGCGGCGAGUUCGGCGGCGAAGAUAUCGUCGACGUUAUGCUCAGGAUGCAGGAAAAUGAAGAGCUCCAUUUCCCUAUUACUGAUCACAACAUCAAAGCCAUCAUUUUCGACAUGUUCUCGGCCGGAACCGAAACGACGUCGACGACGAUCGACUGGGCGAUGGCGGAGCUGAUGAGGAACCCCACGGUGAUGGAGAAGGCGCAGGCGGAGAUCCGGGGCGGCCUAAAGGGGAAGACGAGCGUGGAGGAGAGCGACGUGGAGGCGCUGAGAUACCUAAAACUGGUGAUCAAGGAGACUCUGCGGCUGCACCCGCCGAUCCCAUUGAUUCCGAGAUCGUGCAGAGCCGAAUGCGAAGUGGAUGGAUACGCAAUCCCGCUCAACUCCAAAGUCAUGAUCAACGCCUGGUGCAUGGGCCGGGACCCGCAAUACUGGGCCCGGCCCGAGAUGUUCUGGCCCGAGAGAUUCGAGGGCAGCACCGCGGACUUCUCGGGCAGCAGCUUGGAGUACAUUCCGUUCGGGGCAGGGCGGAGAGCCUGCCCGGGGAUCGGCUUCGGGCUGGCCGCGGUGGAGCUGACGCUGGCGCAGCUUCUCUAUCACUUCGACUGGGAGAUGCCGGAGGGAAUGAGCCGCGACGGCGUCGACAUGGCGGAGGCGGAGGGAAUCGCCGUCGGUAGGAAGAACGGUCUCGUUGUGGUCCCCACGCCCUAUCGACAUUCUUAUUCGAUUGCUAUCUGAUCAUUUAUGUGAUUUGGUUGCCAAAUCUACUCUGCUUUUCUUCGAUAUAUAUAUAUAUCUAGUAAUUAUUUCUUUGGCAUUUCGUUUGAUUAUGAUAAUAGUAUUUCAGUUGGAAAUCAGCCCAGAGCAUUUGCAACACACUAGACACGAGAGUAGUUUGCGGCUGGAGAAUUUUCUCUUUGUAUCAUUGUAGUAAAAUUUAUGAAAUAGACUUCCUAUGUAUAUACAUAUAGUAUAUUUUUUGUUUUA